AUGUCGUCGCCGUCCUCGGCCAGCCCAUCCCGCGCGUCGCUUGCGCGUGUGUUGGCUGAGGCGCGGCAGGGACGGCUGUCACGACAUGCCUCCUCGGUCCAGCUGCAGCGGCACCUCCUUCGGUGGUUUCCACGGGGCCUCUGGUCAUUCAUCUACCGGGCAUCAUCUCGUGGGGGGCCAGGCAUAGCCGCGAAGGCAAAUGUAUACCGCCGGUUUUGCAGGAACCCGCCUCGUGUGUCACACGAAUGGACCGCGGCGCUGCAGCUCGUGGAGCUUGCCUGUUUAGUGGACACAAUGCCGGGCACCUCCCUGUCGAAGGUGCACUACGAAGCAGAACUGCCAGCAAGCACACCUACACCCGAAUCGGACUCAGUGGUGCAGGCGACGGAGCAUCUUUUGCGGUAUGGUGUAUUUCCGCCAUCCGGCUGGGCGCUGACGCUGCGGCUCCUCCAUAUGUGGCGGGCGAGACAGCCAGGCGCACGACUACAGGUGUUCCCGACCUCUCUCAGUCCUCCUGCUGCAGCACAGCUGCUGCACCACAUCAGCCUCGCCCCACCGUCGCAGCAAGCGUGGCAGGAUGCACUGUGUCUCUACCACCUCUGCGCCACAGAGGUUCACACCCCAUCCACCAACGGCCAACCUUUCUCCACCAAAAAAAUAGCGCCUCCGUCACCGCCGAGGAGCACGGCAUAUACGGCGGCCCACUCUGCCUUCCUGAAGGCACUGCGCCACAUGACCCUCACGACUUUUCUGCAGGCCGAUGAGUGGGAGAGAGGACUCCACUUUUACUAUCACACCCUCUAUCAACGUGACUUGCCAGGCCCCAUCACGACAUCGUACUUGGUGCAGCAGCUGGGCCGCGCCGGGCAGUGGGAGGCGGUGCUCCAGGUGUAUGAGCUGUGCGUGAAGUUGCUGCACGCGCAACGGCACCAACGCGAGCAGCAGCAGCGGCUGUCCCCGCAUGAGGACGACUGGUUGUCGCGGCAGUGGGGGACCACGCUGUCGAUGGCGAUGGCCGCGGCACAAAACUCUCCUAGCGCCCCAACGAACACUCUCGCCGCAAUGGUGCGGCACCUGCAGCCGGGCAUCGGCACCACAUCCACCCUAUCCACCGACGUGACUGGAGCCGCUUCAUCUUCCUCUCCUCCUCUAGUGCGACUGAGCGGCCACUUUCUCUCCGCUCUGCAAGCGCUCCCGUCGGAGAAGGAUCGUUUGGCGGUGCUGGAUCUCGCCUGGAGCGGAUCUCUGCUGGACAUCUUCAAGCUCAUUCGAGGCCUUAUCUCAAAGCACAAGUGGGAAGAGGCAUUGCUGCUGUUCGACGAAGGCAUGCGCUCCACGGCGGUCCGCACGUUAAGCCCAGAUCCUCGAGGUGUGGGCGCGCCAGCACCGCACGCAUCUGCGGAGCCCACCAUUAGGAAACCGCCUGCCCUUUCUCGGAGAGAGAUCGGAGAGGCACGGCUCGGCUUUCUUCACGAGGUCACCAUCGACUCGGUGACCGCGGUCGUGGCGGCGCUGAAUCGGCACCGCAGCGUAACAGGGAGGCGACGAGUCGGCGCCCAGCGAGAGGGCGAAGGCGCCCCCCGCUCUCCUAGCGCGGCUGAAGUGACCUCGAUGCGGCUGAUGCUGAAUGACCGGGAGGUGGAAUGUGUUUUGUCGAAAACGUUGGCGCUGAGAGAGGCGGAACAUCGCGUUCUCUCCCCCGCGGCGCUUGGGACCCGCGAGGACUUCUGGCGCUACUGCCUUGAAGUCCUCGCUUUCAACUACGGUGCACUGCCCUGUGGCGACACGAGUGCGGAGGUGUCUCGCUUGCCUGAACACGCGAACGAAGGGCACAGCUCCCCUCCUCGUUCACCGCGCCGUACACCGACACUGGCGGCGCUGUCGUUCCUGCUGCGUCACCCACAGCUCCCCUGGCAUGUGGCUCUGCGACUCCUUCGGCAUUACGGUGUUUUGGAGACGUGUUCAAAUGAAAGAGCUGCUGCGAGCACUGGCACCACAGACCGCCGCGCUGCACCACCUUCAUCGGUGGUUCAGAAGACCAGGACGUCCUCCGCGCCAACGCCACGUUCGCUGACGUUGGCUGCCGCUGUGGAGCUCCUCCGCAUUCAGGGACAACCCCAAGCAGCGGAGAAGCUGGCGCUAGAGUCGCUAGACAUGGAGAUGGCAGAGAAGAGUCUCGGCACGAGAGCUGUCAUCUCACUCUCUGCGGCACUGCUGGAGGUUGCGCAGUACCCAACCCUGCGGAGCGUGCUCCUGGAAAGGGAAGAAGAGAGGCUGACAGUGGAGGGGUCAACGCUGUUCCACGUACUGCGCGAGAGCACGCGUGUAAGAAGGACUCAGGCGGAGGGCCACGCUGAUGAUGAAGUUCAUGGGACGUCCUGUGGAACUGUCAACUCUUCUGCGCCUCCCUGGUGGGCGGGCAGCACCGCCUUCUUCCACCACCCGAGCGGACGUGCCCUCACAGUGGUGUGGCUGUUGAUGCAGCGCCGCAUGCACCCUCGUAUGGCCACCACUGAUGCGGCGAGGCAAGACGGCUCUGAAAGUUUGCUGGCGUCUCUGUUUCUCUGCGUACCUCCACCGCCAACAGCCUCCGUCGCCGCUGCAGGCUUGGCGGCCCCUCUCCACUCGUGGCUCCUGGCAUACCCCGUAGCCGUACACUGCGAGGUAGUGCGCGUCAUCAAGUGCCUGACUUCGCCGUCGGCACCGUUCAUCUCGUCCACUUCCUCUUUCCCCGAGGCAGGUCUGUGCUACACAAAGCGGUGGGUAUGGACGCGGCGCUACCUGGCAUCUCUUGCAGCGCACUUCUCUGCGCCUUGCACCGACACAGGGGUGCGUAACGAGGAGGAGUCUUUCGUAGAGAACGAGCCUGGCCAUGCAGCAGCCGAUGCGGUGGCAAGGGAGGCCUAUUACGGUGCCACCUUCGAGGCAGUCGUUUCUCUUUUGGACACGGCGGUGCCGGGGGCCCCCGACUCGCACGAUGGGGUAAGCCAACGGAUGCAAAUGGAUGCAUUCACUGCUGCAACGGUCGCGGGACAGGACGAAGAUGCUCCGCGGAGUUCUGCGCACCGGGUCCAGCAGCUGCACCAACUGCUGGAGCGCGCUAUUGUGCGCUACGGAUGCCUGCCGCCGACGCACAUGCUCUUGCCAAACCAGCUAGACCGCCUUUUGCCCCCGCUGCCGCGUUCAAGACUACCCGCCACUGAUGUGAGGGUUGGAGAGAAGGGAUCACGACAUGACUGCGUCGACCGUGAUGGCGCAUGCGCGGAGCGCUGCGCGGUGGCGCUUCACUUGGUCCGGCUCGUUUUGGGUGCGCUCAAGGACGCGGGGGCACACUAUUCUGUGGAACCGGUGCUGCUGCACAACCUUCUGAAGCUCUGCUGCCGUGUCGCCGAGCAUGACCAGGCCUCUUUGACGACUGCUAAGGGGGCAACAGACUCUGGCGUUGACAGCAGCGCUGAAGUCAGCAGAGCUGGCGCGAUGUUGGUGCAGCUGCAAUGUGAGCUGUGUGGCCUGCAGACAGUACGCCCGGGCACCCUCUCGCUCCUGUACCACUUGUGUGCCGCUGCACAGUCACGCGCCAGCUCUUACGGCCACACUGUCCCACGACAGGUGGCCCUCGAGACCACUCGUUACCUACUAGCGGCGCAGUCCGCGGCGGCUGCGCGGAAGGAUCAGCAACAUCAAUGGCAGGAGGGUGCGCUGCCGAGCGCCACGUCGGCCUUCACCGCGUCAUCGUCGCAACUCCAAAGUGGGCAGCAGCGCCUCGACCCGCUACGCCCCCUUUGUGCAGUGCAGGCGCGCCACUGCGAACUCUUCUUUUCGCUGUUGGGGUGGGAGGACGCGCUGGAGGUGUGGUAUCGCGCUUAUCCCCACGAAGUCCUCACUCAGCUUUCGAGAAACCCACAGGCGGUGGAGGCGUGCCUUAGCCUUGGUGAGAGCAGUCAACUCUGA
Messenger RNA from Leishmania mexicana MHOM/GT/2001/U1103, 3951 nucleotides. RefSeq lists its product as hypothetical. The transcript has a single exon. The coding region runs from base 1 to 3951 and encodes 1316 amino acids. The record is from RefSeq and is a predicted model, not a curated record. Lineage: Eukaryota; Euglenozoa; Kinetoplastea; Trypanosomatida; Trypanosomatidae.